Messenger RNA from Fusarium subglutinans, 1686 nucleotides. RefSeq names its product phthalate dioxygenase reductase. The record is from RefSeq and is a predicted model, not a curated record. NCBI's taxonomy places the organism in Eukaryota, Fungi, Ascomycota, Sordariomycetes, Hypocreales, Nectriaceae. Gene Ontology annotation, molecular function: 2 iron, 2 sulfur cluster binding; pyridoxal phosphate binding; oxidoreductase activity. The transcript has a single exon. The coding region runs from base 1 to 1686 and encodes 561 amino acids.
AUGGGGGUUCCAUCGAAAAUUAAUAUUCCUAAGGAGACUGUAUCACAUCUAGAUACUGCCCCUACUCCCAAACCAGGGGUUCUUUUGCAAGUCAGAGCAGGAAAAGUCAAGAAAGGCGCCCUAGGAGGCGAAAUCACCUCUGCUAUCUACAAACAGCGACAGGACGGACCGGUAUUCUGCAGCGCAACGGGAGUGUUGGGCGACGAACAUGCUUCCAGCGGACACGGUGGCACGGAGCGCGCAGUGCAUCAGUAUAACCCAGAUCAUUACCCAGAUUGGCGAGCCGAGAACCCGCCAGAGCCAGAUCUAUACGAUGUCGGAGCAUACGGCGAGAACCUCGUCACGACCAACAUGAAUGACGACAACGUGUGUAUUGGCGACAUAUACGAACUCGGCGACGACGUUCUUCUCGAAGUCAGCGAACCACGACACCCAUGCUUCAAACUCAACUCCCGAUUCAGAUGGCCACGAGCCCUAAAACGAACGAUACGGACAGGGCGAGCAGGCUGGAACAUGCGAGUCCUGAAGACAGGCACUAUCUGUAAAGGAGACACAAUUUCUUUGCGAGAGAGACCAUAUCCCGAGUGGUCUGUGUUGAACGUUCAGCGUGUCCUCCGAGCAAGGAAUGUCUCGCUCAAUCUGCUGGCGGAAUGCACACAGCUUCCCAUGACAGAUCUAUUUCUGGAUAUUGCAAAGGAGAGAUUGAGGAGUGCUCCAAAGACAUACACCCUGGUCGACGCUUGCCUCGUCGCUCAGCGCGUUAGGAAGCUCACAUUUGCCUUGAAGGAGCAUUUAACGUUUGUCAACCCCGAGUUCGACCCGUACGCCUUUGCCCAGAUCAAAUUCGGAGGUGGAAAAGAAUUUGAGCGGUCUUACUCGAUUGUCGACGGUGAUAUCUAUAGGUUUAGCUUGGGCGUGUCCCUCGAUCGACAAUCAAGAGGAGGUUCGGCCUAUCUACACAACGAGUUGAAGAUCGGUGACGAGAUUGAAAUGUUCCCUGGAUCAAACCCUGCUGCAAUGGAAAAUGAUGCAAAAUGCGAGGAAAGUAUCACGCGAGUUCUGAUCGUCGGAGGGAUCGGGAUAACGGCCUUUUUGCCGUCGAUGCGCGACUGGGAGAGCAAAGGCUUGCCAUACCAUCUCCAUUAUGCCGUUCCAAGUCUGGAAGAGGCUGCCUUUCUUGACCAACUUCCCAAAGACAAGACCACUUUUUACAUCCGAUCAGAGGGUCAACGGCUCAAUAUUAGAAACGCCAUACCAAAGCCCGGCCACGAUGGGAUAUACAGCGCUCGCAUAUUCUCAUGCGGGCCCUCAGGCAUGAUGAAGGAAUGCGAAAGUAUUGCCAAUGAACUUGGGUAUCCAGACCACAUGCUUCAUUUCGAAGAUUUCGGUAACGGUGGCGGCGGUGAUCUGGGAGAGUCCUUCGAGGUCGAGGUCGACGAGCCAGACUCCAACAGACACGAAACAAUGACAGUUCCUCCAAACAAGACGCUGCUAGACGUGCUCAACGACGCGGGCUUCGACGUAUUGUACUCUUGUAAGUCUGGGGCUUGUGGUGCUUGCAAAGUGGAGCUGUCUGAGGGAAAAGUUGACUACAAGAGCACAGCGCUGCUUGACAAGGAAAAGGGGCGGGCGUUACAGGCUUGUGUCGAUCGUGGCAUUGGGAGGCUCAAGAUAGAGAUAGAUUAG